Messenger RNA from Macrosiphum euphorbiae (potato aphid), 747 nucleotides. Lineage: Eukaryota; Metazoa; Arthropoda; Insecta; Hemiptera; Aphididae. The record is from the annotation of a GenBank genome assembly.
AUGAUAACGGCAUAUCGAGGAGUCACCGUGACACGAUUUAAAAUUACGCCCGCGGGCAGCGCACAACGUGCUCAUGGACAGGCUGGCCCGGAAGACGACCAACCUGCUCAUCUGAGUGUACGGCCGUCAGCAGUGUCGAUGGCCACCUGCGUUAUGGGCAUGUACGCGGUAGGGCCUGAGUACCGGCCUGCUGGGCACGCCGACGGCCGUAUUACAUUGCCGAGGUGCCCGAGCAGCGUUACCGCGAUCACUUUUUCGGUAUCGACCGGUAUACUGGCAGUGCACGUUCCUGGACCGGCGGCUGGUAUCAGCCCUAUGCUCGGCAGUGCCGUUUGCCGGCUACUGCUCAUAUGGUUCACGCCCGUGUCACCUGUCUGGCUGCGCGAGGACGAGGACAGCCACCACUGCCGUAGAACCGUUGCAGUCUGCGACCGCUCGAGUGACGGUGUACCGUCGAGGCCACCACCGGAUGUCGACUCGCAGCCGCCGCUGCUGACCGUCAAGCAAACGGCACGCCAGUGCUUCAGUAGGCCGUCAUUUAUGGGGCCGCAGACAGUUGUACUGUCCGUGUUCUUUUUCGUCCAACAGUUCUCAGUGACGCUGCUCAUUCGCGUUGGGCUAAAACGAGUACCACUGCACCAUAGCUUUCGACGUCAUCUGACUGGCCGUGUCCAUGCUGGCGUGUGGCCUGACCAAGCGGUACGGUCGUCGUCUCAGCCGUAUAGGGACAUGCGUGUUUCUGCUUAG